AUGCCGUCCGCCGUGAUGGCGACGUCCAUCGCCACGCGCGGUGCGGUACCCGGCCCUUCCCGCGGUCUCGGUGCCGCGACGCGUCGCAUCGCGUACCGCAGAAGUCGAAGUCGCUUCGGCACCCUUCGUCUUCGUGCGGAAAAAGAUGAUGACGACGCGGCGCCCUCGCAGGGACCCGAGGACGACCCGCGCUCCCCCGCCAACCUCAUGCGACGCGCCAUGUCCAUGCGCGCCAAAAUUAUCAAGGUCAAGCUCGCGUCUCUGGGCGUGAGCUCAAAGGAUCUGUUCGAAAAGGAGGAGCUCGCGAGGGCUCUGGCGAACGCUUGGGGCGAGAAACUCAAGGGAACCGUGACGUUGCCCCUGCGACAGCUCGUCGGGAUGCCGGGAAACCCCCGAGCCGGGUACGUCGUCGUCACCCUGGACGUCGGCGAGGCCGGGUUCGUCGAUUUCCUCAUCGACAGCGGCGCCACCACCGCGCUCAUCUCGCCGCAGCUGAGGGAGAUGCUCGGCGCGUCGGCAAUCGACGGCGCGCCCAUCCGAGGGUUGGGCGCCGGGGGAGAGACGGUGCGGCAGAAGGUGACGAUCGCCGGCGCGAGCGUGGGCGCGUUGGAGCUCGGCGCGCUCGACGCCGUCGUCACCGACCUCGCCGCGUCGGGCCUGCCCUCCGUCGUCGGCGGGAUGCUCGGGCUGGAUUUCCUAUCGCGGUUCGAGCUGGAACUCGACUUUGCGGACAAGGCGAUGCGUUUUCACCCGAUCGGGUCGGUCGCGACGGGCGCGCUCGACGUGGACUCCCUCGUGCAUAUUCCCCUGGCGCGGCAUCCCACCGGACUCAGGACGGUGUCGUGCAGGCUGAACGGCUGCGAGCGUUUUCCGGGGAUCUUGGACAUGGGUUCGUUCUUCUCGGUGUGCAACUGGAUGGCCGCCGCGCGCGCCGGCGUAGGGCCGGAUAACCCCGUCGUCAAGAACGCCGCCAUGACGGCCGUGGGCGUGGACGGCCGCCCGAUGGCCAUGUCCACGGCGCCCUUCGACCUGGAGGUGUGCGGGGACGGAACUGAUGAGGGGGGACAAGGAUUGCGGAGCGAGUACAAGGGCGAGUGCUGCGUUGGGGACCUGCCCGCGUUUGCGUCCCUCGGCGCCACGGCGAGUCCGUUCAUGACGGUGGGUCUGGACGUGCUGGGACGGGGCCGGAGCGUGCUGAGCGUGGGCGCGGACGCGGUGUACCUGACGCCCGGUGACGCUCCGGGUGGGAUGUGGGAUUCGGAGGGACCGAUCAUCCAGUGA
This is a messenger RNA of Micromonas commoda, 1281 nucleotides long. RefSeq lists its product with no specific name. The coding region runs from base 1 to 1281 and encodes 426 amino acids. The transcript has a single exon. The record is from RefSeq and is a predicted model, not a curated record. NCBI's taxonomy places the organism in Eukaryota, Viridiplantae, Chlorophyta, Mamiellophyceae, Mamiellales, Mamiellaceae.